AUGCCAUCCGACGUAGCAGCUAGCACUGGCCUGCCCACGCCGUGGACCGUCAGGUACAGCAAGUCCAAGAAAAGAGAGUAUUUCUUCAACACGGAGACCAAGCACUCGCAAUGGGAGGAGCCCGAGGGCACCGACAAGGAACAGCUGCACGAGUACCUAAGGGACCACCCAGUGCGCGUCAGGUGUCUGCACAUCCUCGUAAAGCACAGGGACUCCAGAAGACCCGCGUCGCACAGGUCCGAGAACAUCACGAUAUCCAAGCAAGAGGCCACGGACGAGUUGAAGACCCUGAUCACGAGGCUGGAUGACGACUCCAAGACCAACUCCUUCGAGGCCCUGGCCAAGGAGAGAUCAGACUGCUCCUCAUACAAGAGAGGCGGCGACCUGGGCUGGUUUGGCAGGGGCGAAAUGCAGCCCAGCUUCGAAGACGCCGCCUUCCAACUCAAAGUCGGAGAUGUGAGCGAUAUCGUCGAGUCGGGCAGUGGCGUUCAUGUCAUCAAGCGCGUGGGCUAG
Molecule: messenger RNA, 513 nt
Organism: Saccharomyces kudriavzevii IFO 1802
Lineage: Eukaryota; Fungi; Ascomycota; Saccharomycetes; Saccharomycetales; Saccharomycetaceae
Gene: ESS1
Product: peptidylprolyl isomerase ESS1
Exons: 1
Coding region: 1-513 (170 amino acids)
Cellular component (GO): nucleus; cytosol
Molecular function (GO): peptidyl-prolyl cis-trans isomerase activity; protein binding
Source: RefSeq, a predicted model, not a curated record